UCACAGCUAAAUAAUUUCCGUGAUACGACAUUCGCAAAUCGAUAAAAUAAGAUCAACACCGCGACACAGGGUGGAUUCCUUCCAGCUCUCAAAGUCCCAACCAACCGGCGGCCCACCAGCUUAUUACAUCAUCGCGUAAUAACAAAAAUCUCACUCCACUCCGUCGCUCGUUUAUAAACCCCCCGCCCCGCCCGCGUAAUACCAUUUCCGUCCGGUCCGCCAAAUCUUCCUCCUCUCCAGGCCCCCAAGCCACCGCGCGCACCAGAAUGGCCAAGCCGAGAGCGGUGGUGACCACCGCCUGCGCCUCCGCCGCGCCGUCCACGUCCUACGCGUCGGCGUUCCUGCCACCGCCCCCGUCGCCGUCCGACGGCGACCUGCUCCGCUCGCUGCACCGCCUGGCGCGCGACCUCUCGGCCGCCGACGCGCCCGCGCCCUUCUUGCGCGCCGCGUUCGCGUCCGUCUCCCGGCGCGCCAGGCUCCUCGCCGCCGCCUUCGACGACCUGCUGCUGUGCGCGGCGGGCGAAGGCGACCUGCCGCGCUCGGCCUCGCUGUGCCUGCGGGAGGUGCUCCUCGUGCUGCAGCGCUUCAAGGCCGUGGUGGCCGACUGCGCCACGCGGAGCCGCACGCUACUGCUGCUGCAGUCCGACGAGAUGGACGCCGAGCUGCGCGACCUGCACCACGACCUCGCCACGCUGCUCGACCUCCUGCCCGUCGUCGAGCUGGGACUCGCCGACGACGUCAUGGACCUCCUCGCCCUCGCCUCGCGCCAGUGCCGCCGCUGCGCGUCGGCCGCCGAGCCGGAGCCGGCGCUCAAGACCACCGUGCUGUCGCUGAUCGAGGAAAUCGAGCGUGAGAUCGUGCCCGAGCGGGAGAGGCUGGAGGAGAUCCUGGAGGAGGUUGGCAUCAACGACCCGGCCAGCUGCAGCGACGAGAUCGAGAGCCUCGAGCGGGAGAUUGGCGACCGAGCGUCCGAGAGAUGGACCGCCGCCAUGAUCGCCCUCGUGGGCCUGCUCCGGUACGCCAAGUGCGUCCUGUUCAGUGCCACGCCCCGGCCUUCAGAUUCCAAGGCGGACGUCGAUGUCGAAGACGACGGGGAGUCCCCGGCGCCCCCACCGGACCUCCGGUGCCCCAUCUCCCUCGAUCUAAUGCGCGACCCAGUCGUCGCCGCUAGCGGUCAGACCUACGACCGCGAGUCGAUCGACCGGUGGUUCAGCUCCGGCAAGUCAACGUGCCCCAAGACGGGGCAAGUCUUGGCCAAUCUGGAGCUGGUGCCCAACAAGUCUCUCAAGAACCUCAUCUCCAAGUGGUGCCGGGAGAACGGCGUGGCCAUGGAAGUCUGCGAGGCCAGCAAGAGCGAGCAGGCCCAGGCGGUGGCCGCCAAUAAGGCGGCGCUCGAGGUGGCGCGCAUGACGGCUUCGUAUCUGGUGAAGAAGCUCUCCGUCUCAUUCUCCCCUGACGCGGCCAACCGCGUGGUGCACGAGAUCCGGCUGCUCUCCAAGUCCGGCUCAGACAACCGCGCGUUCGUCGGAGAGGCCGGAGCCGUGCCGAUGCUGGUGCCCCUGCUCUACUCCGAGGACGCCGGGCUCCAGCUCAACGCCGUGACCGCGCUGCUCAACCUAUCCAUCCUCGAGGCCAACAAGAAGCGCAUCAUGCACGCCGACGGUGCCGUCGAGGCAGUGACCCACAUCAUGAGCUCCGGCACGACGUGGCGCGCCAAGGAGAACGCCGCGGCGGCCGUGCUCAGCCUGGCGUCCGUCCAUACGUAUCGCCGCAGGCUCGGCCGGAACUCGUCCGUCGUCGAAAAGCUAGUCCACCUCGUGCGCACCGGCCCGACGAGCACAAAGAAGGACGCGCUGGCCGCGCUGCUGUCGCUAGCAGGCGAGAGGGAGAACGUCGGGAAGCUGGUGGAAGCCGGCGUGGCCGAGGCGGCGCUGUCCGCCAUCAGCGACGAGGAGACAGCCGCGGCGGUGCUGGCGGCAUUGGCCAAACGAGGGGGCGCGGAGGCUAUUGUCAACAUCGACGGCGCCGUGGCGCGUCUCGUGGCCGAGAUGAGGCGCGGCACGGAGUGGGCCCGGGAGUCCGCGACUGCGGCGCUGGUGCUGCUGUGCCGGCGGCUGGGCGCGCGGGCCGUGACGCAGGUGAUGGGCGUGGCCGGCGUGGAGUGGGCGAUCUGGGAGCUGAUGGGCACCGGCACGGACCGCGCCAGGCGGAAGGCCGCGUCGCUGGGCAGGAUAUGCCGGCGGUGGGCGGCCGCCUCCGCCGCCGACGGGGAGCGGGGCGCCGAGUGCCCCGCGUCCAGCGUGGUGCCGCCGGCCAUGAUGGCCUCCUAGGAUGAAUUAAUCAUGCUCUUCUUGUACAAACCACAAGGUUCGAUUAGGCAGGCUGUGUCACGAUUCUUUGAUGCGAGAGAUAACAAAAUGGUGAGUGAUGUUGAUCAACAACUGUGUAUACGGCCGUUUGUAUACCAAAAUUUUACCCUUUUCUUCUUGACACGAAAUACACAUACACAAAAGUUGUGAAAGCGGUUGGCUCGUGUUGUGUUGUGUUGUGGUGUGUGCCCGAUUUGCUGGCGAGGAUAACCGGUCCGCCUUAUC
Triticum aestivum (bread wheat) is the source of this 2594-nucleotide messenger RNA. Its product is annotated as U-box domain-containing protein 16. The record is from RefSeq and is a predicted model, not a curated record. Gene Ontology annotation, molecular function: ubiquitin-protein transferase activity; protein binding. Gene Ontology annotation, biological process: protein ubiquitination. Lineage: Eukaryota; Viridiplantae; Streptophyta; Magnoliopsida; Poales; Poaceae. The transcript has a single exon. The coding region runs from base 267 to 2330 and encodes 687 amino acids.